CGUCACACCCAAACAAGAAGUGCUCCCUGCUUAUCAGACAAUUUAUGGAGUAAAUAUCAACAAAUUCAUUGAUUAUAACUCGUUAACAUGUUUCAAGAUCCCUGGUUACAGAAUUAUGAUGCCACUUGCCGCCUUGUCCAAGAAAUUGCAGAGAACAUUCAUGAAAGAAACAGACAACAGAGGACAAGAGGGAAUCCUGCAAAGAUCAACAUGACACUGCGAGCGUCGCUACAGAAGCUGAAACAGAACAUCACCCAGCUCAGAGAGAGUUUGCUCCGAGCCUCGUCCUCCCGGCGCAUAAUGCAGUCGGAAGCCGAUCGGAGACAGAACCUUGUGGACGACCUGGUCACCAGGGACAAGCAGCUAAAUGCCACGUUCAAGGGUGACGUUACACAGCCAGAGCCCUCGAGGUCGACCCUGAUGACGGGGGCGGGGGGAGAAGGAGGGGCCGCGGCCAACCCCUGGCUGGUCAAUGAGCCAGAGGAGACCAGGGGCCUGGGCUUCUCCCAGAUCAAACAGCAGCAGCAGCGCAUCAUCGAAGUUCAGGAUGCUGGGUUGGACGCGUUAGCCGCUGUCAUCACCCGACAGAAGCUGAUGGGUCAGGAUAUAGGCAACGAGCUGGACGAGCAGAAUGAAAUCAUCGAUGACCUCACACACCUGGUGGACAAGACGGAUGACCGGAUCCGCAACGAGACACGAAGGGUUAAGCUGGUGGAGACUAAGUCGGCUUCCUGCGGGAUGCUGGUGGUGAUCGUGCUCCUACUCAUUGCUAUAGUGGUGGUUGCUGUGUGGCCCACCUAACGAAGAGGCUGAGGGGAGCGUUUUGGACGUCGCACCGUCUGUCGGAUUACCUACUGAGACUGCAUAGAGAGCCUACAGGGGAGACGAGGUGCAGAGGCACUUAUGUAGGUAUGUAUCAAGCGUGCUGAUUUAGGACCAGGUUUGCCUUUUAGAUCCCAUGGAAUAAAAUUACAUAGACAAGGCAGACCUGAUUCUAGAUCAGCUCUAAUACACUGAGACGCUUGAUACAUCUCUCCCCAGAGCUACCAAGCCCUCUUCUCCCUCCCUCUGUAUGUCCUCUCCUCGUGCCCCGUGUAUGAAAACUGAGUGUACUGUACACUACUGUACCUCAACCAGCAACAAUGUUUUAUUUUCUUACAUGGGUGUUGGUUGGGUAAAGGGUAGCACUGACCCUACAGUAGGACCUCCCAUGGGGGGACUUUUUCUUUCAUAAUUCUGUCUGUGGGCUGAGAGGUCCGGGGUUCCGGGUCGCUAAUUCCGCUAGCUUAGCAAUUCACUCGCACAUAUCUAUGAUUAUUAUGAUUAUAUUUACCCGCUAGCAGUUCUAAUGGUAUCAUUUGUCUUGGGAUUUUAUCAUGUUUAUAGGAUAAUGCCAGCCAGAACAUGUAACACAUAUGACUGUGUCACUUUUUAACAGUACUGUUUUAUUUUCUUGAUGUGAAUCAGUUCAGCUUAAUGCAACCUUGUGAUUUCUAAUAAACAACAUUUACAGUUAACAGCACAGUCCAUGGACUCCUUGGUGUAAAGAAUGUAGCUAUUAGUUCUCUGGAUUUACAGGUAGACUGCAAUCAUGUUAUAUAAUAUUGGUAAUCUACUAAGGAUAAUGUACUGUAUGUAUACCAUACUCUGCAUUCUUCCACUAUGUCAAUUUAAAAGCCUUGCAAAUGCUGCAAAAGGUUGAGAGAUGCGUGCUUGCGUCCGUGUGAACAGUACAGCUAUCCCACUACUGGUCCGAGCUUGGUCGUCUAAAGCUAUUCGAUCUACACCCAGCAUGCUUAGCCCUCUACUGUACUGCCCUAAGUCACACAUGGAGCUGUUGAUAGAAGUGUGUUACGCCCAAGACUCUGGCUUCAGAGAUCCAAAGCAGACAUUAAGCACUUCAUCAGCCAAUGAUUGAAGUUGAUAGAGAAGAAAGGCAUCAAAGAAAAAGAAAGAGUCACACUAGUGGCGACUUAACAGGAGUUUAUUUCAACUGAAUUCUGGAUUUAGUUCUACCAGCUUAGUGUUCAGUAGUUAAUGUUUCCUUCUUAAAAUCACAACCAUCUAAACAACCACAAACAAGUAAAAAAAGGCAAAAAAAACCGGAAUAAAAUCCACGUCUCGUGUCAUUAAAUAUAUCCAUAUAUAGUAACCAUAAUAUAUUAGUACGCAUCGUAAAACAACAUCGCAAAAAAGGUUUCGCAAUGGCCAACACAGCUAAACAACAUUUACAAUUAAAAAGUAUUAACAAAAGCAACGUUUUGACAGGUCUGCGGGUAGUCAUAUUUGAUCAAAGAGGAGGUCAUUGUCAAUCCAUUGCUUGGAAAACUGAUCAAAAAUGUACAUCAUGGUGAUACAGAGACAGAAUGGAAAAAACGAUCGAGGUUUGAUUAUAUAUUUUGUGCCAAACAGAAAUACAUUUACAUGUAAUGUCGCGAGUAUGAAUAUAACGAUGAAAGAAAGUAACAUGUAAAUAUAUGUAUAAAUACGUGUAAUAUGUCAUCUGUAUAUUUGAUCUUUGUAAGGAGACACCAGCACAAAGCAUAUGUAUUUAUAUGACUGAUCUGUACACAGAGAGAAACGGUAUGGAACACAGAUGCUGGCAAUCAGACCCUCAAUGUACAUCUGAUUUGGUUUAAAAUAAAAUAAAGAUGUGGUCUGAAUUCAUUUGUGGAUAAUCAGGUGAUUGAAUUACAUGAUUUUUCCUCCUAGUCCUCAUUUCGCCCUCAGCGAAUCGUUCUGAACUUAAUUAAUUUGACAGCCUUGUAAGAGACAUUGAAGAAUGUCUGCAGCUGUUGAAUUGCUGCCGCUACGGCAUCCAUAUUAGGAAUUCCAUAUUAGGAAGACCACUGACAGUUUUAGCCUGAAAUCUGACGACUUGCUUAAUAUGGAUGCCGUACACCAUUCAAGACAGAAUUUUCAAGAACUCAAGAGUGACAGGCAGUCCAGCAUGUAACAUGUAUAUCUUAUGCACAAGGGUGAGGUCUAUGGACGGUUAAGUGGGGGGAGAAGGGGUAUGAAGCAAGAAUUUAGAGAGAUGACUUCUAACAAUGUUUGUGUAAUAAUGUUUGGAACAGAUCACUGUCCGUCAAAGAGGAAAACUGCACUCUUAAAUUUCUGUUGCCUCAAUACAACAAGAAAAUAAAUACUGUUCUUAGGUGUGCACUCUGUCCAUUCUCUUUGCUUUCUAAAAUCUACAAUCAAUAAAUUGAAGUUAAUAAUAGGUUUAUUAUCUAGAUAAUUUUCACAUAAAAAUACUACCUAUACAGAUUUAUUAUUGUUGACUGCCAACCCCUUUUUUAGUACCUUGGGGAAGAGACUUGUUUCAAUUCCAAAUGCUUUACAUAUUGUGAUUUUUUUUGUACUUACAUUUUACAUACAAAAAGAGGUAAUAAUUAUUGUUGGGCAUGUAGACUUCUUGGCAUCCAAAAUAUGGUGAAUUUAAUACAACACAGAAACAAUUCUGUGCAGAUUGGUGAAUAGCCUACAGUAUUAGGAAAUAUUGUUCCUAGGGAGAGGUCAUAUAAAUAUGUACAUUGUAACGCUUUCAAUUCAAUAUGUACCAAUAUCUCACUGCUUGGUUAACGUUAACUAUUUGAAACCUUAGGUAUGAUAAGGUAUCAAUUACAACAUUGCAAAUGUUUCCUUUUGGCUUUGUGUAAAGCAUGUGUACUGUAUAAUAAUAGUAAUGUGAAUUCAUAUUUCAUAAAUGUACACCUUCAAUA
Molecule: messenger RNA, 3725 nt
Organism: Coregonus clupeaformis (lake whitefish)
Lineage: Eukaryota; Metazoa; Chordata; Actinopteri; Salmoniformes; Salmonidae
Gene: stx8
Product: syntaxin 8
Biological process (GO): intracellular protein transport; vesicle fusion
Cellular component (GO): endomembrane system; SNARE complex
Molecular function (GO): SNAP receptor activity; SNARE binding
Source: RefSeq, a predicted model, not a curated record